AUGAUCUACAAUGCCGCUAUGUUUUCUUAUGAUUUAUACUUCAUCUUCGUAAAUACGACGUACGACCUACGAUGCAUGGAAAGCCUGCCGCACGAGCAUCCGUUAAAGGAUACGGAACGUUGGCUUACGUAUAUCUACUUUCUGAAUAAGAUGAUUGACCUGUUGGAUACCGUGUUCUUUGUGCUACGAAAGAGCUCUAAGCAGAUAACUGUACUCCACGUUUACCAUCAUUUCCUGAUGGUGUCUGGAAUGUAUUGGGUGCUGCGGCUGUACGGAGUCGGCGGUCAAUACAUGAUGAUGGGAUUAUUCAACACUUUUGUACAUACCGUCAUGUAUUUCUACUACUUUAUUUCGGCAAUGUAUCCGGAGCUUAAAAGCAGCCUCUGGUGGAAGAAGUACAUCACAGGGAUACAAAUAUUACAAUUUAUUCUAUUGUUCUUGCAAUCACUCUCCCAGUCUUCAAUUAUGAUUGUCAUGUUUGGCAAUUUCUAUUACAAUGCUUACGUUAAGCCCAAACAGCAGAAACAGCGAAAAGAGCCCUAA
Molecule: messenger RNA, 543 nt
Organism: Drosophila montana
Lineage: Eukaryota; Metazoa; Arthropoda; Insecta; Diptera; Drosophilidae
Product: very long chain fatty acid elongase F-like
Exons: 3
Coding region: 1-543 (180 amino acids)
Biological process (GO): fatty acid elongation, polyunsaturated fatty acid; fatty acid elongation, saturated fatty acid; very long-chain fatty acid biosynthetic process
Cellular component (GO): endoplasmic reticulum membrane
Molecular function (GO): fatty acid elongase activity
Source: RefSeq, a predicted model, not a curated record